Messenger RNA from Hypomesus transpacificus, 1859 nucleotides. RefSeq names its product atlastin GTPase 1 (gene atl1). Lineage: Eukaryota; Metazoa; Chordata; Actinopteri; Osmeriformes; Osmeridae. Gene Ontology annotation, biological process: protein homooligomerization; endoplasmic reticulum organization. The record is from RefSeq and is a predicted model, not a curated record. The transcript has 14 exons. Bases 126 to 1808 code for a protein of 560 amino acids. Gene Ontology annotation, molecular function: GTP binding; GTPase activity.
CAGUAAGGCUCUACCAUCCUCUGUUGAAUAAGAGCAUCCUUUCAGUGUCGAUAGAGAGAAUAUAUUCCCAGAGAAGCUGUCUAUGACUUCCGACUAGUAUCGUUUAUUGACAUUAAAAAGACAUCAUGGCGAAAAACCGAAAAGAGAACAGAGACAGUUGGGGCUCUUUCACGGAUAAAGUUUAUGACUGGAGCUCGGAGGAGGAGGAGCCUGAUGGAAGAGCUAGACCGGUUCAGGUGCUGGUUGUCAAGGAUGACCACACGUUUGAGCUGGACGAGGUGGCGUUGAGCCGCAUCCUAUUGGCGGAGGAAGUGAGGGACCGGGAGGUGGUGGCCAUAUCCGUGGCUGGAGCCUUCCGGAAGGGCAAGUCCUUCCUUAUGGACUUCAUGCUACGCUACAUGUACAACCAGGCAUCUGAGGAGUGGCUGGGGGAGUCUGAGGAGCCCCUGACAGGCUUCUCCUGGAGGGGCGGCUCCGAGAGGGAGACCACCGGGAUUCAGAUCUGGAGCGAGGUCUUCCUGGUCGACAAACCAGAUGGAAGACAGGUGGCAGUUCUGCUAAUGGAUACUCAGGGCACUUUUGACAGCCAAUCAACGCUGAGAGACUCAGCUACAGUGUUUGCACUGAGCACAAUGAUCAGCUCCAUGCAGGUAUACAAUAUCUCACAAAAUGUCCAGGAAGAUGACCUUCAGCAUUUGCAGCUCUUCACUGAGUAUGGUAGACUGGCUAUGGAGGAGACAUUCCUUAAACCUUUUCAGUCUAUGAUUUUCCUCGUUCGAGACUGGAGCUUCCCCUACGAGUUCUCCUACGGCCAGGAAGGAGGCAUGAAGUUCCUCGAGAAAAGACUUAAGAUCUCAGAGAACCAGCACGAGGAGCUGCAGAACGUCCGCAAACACAUCCACUCCUGUUUCACCAACAUCUCCUGUUUCCUCAUGCCCCAUCCAGGCCUCAAAGUGGCCACCAACCCUAACUUUGACGGCAGACUCAAAGAGAUCGACCGGGAGUUCAUCAACAACCUGCAGGUGCUGGUGCCCUGGCUGCUGAGCCCACGCAACCUGGACAUGAAGGAGAUCAACGGCACUAACAUCACCUGCCGAGGUCUGCUGGAGUACUUUAAGGCAUACAUUAAAAUAUAUCAGGGCGAAGAGCUACCACACCCCAAAUCCAUGCUGCAGGCCACAGCAGAGGCCAAUAACCUGGCAGCUGUAGCAGCGGCCAAAGACCUGUACAACAAGAAAAUGGAGGAGGUCUGUGGGGGUGACCGUCCCUUCCUGGCCCCCAGCGAGCUGCAGGCCAGACACGGCGAAAUCCGCGAGGAGGCCCUGGCGGUGUUCAAGGGCGUCAAGAAGAUGGGCGGUGAGGAGUUCAGCCGGCGCUACCUGCAGCAGCUGGAGGGCGAGAUCGACGAGGUGUUCGGCCAGUACAUCAAACACAACGACUCCAAGAACAUCUUCCACGCCGCCCGCACCCCGGCCACGCUCUUUGUCCUCAUCUUCAUCAUGUACGUGUCGGCGGGCAUCACCGGCUUUGUGGGCGUGGACAUCAUCGCCAGCGUGUGUAACAUGAUCCUGGGUCUGGCGCUUAUCACGCUCUGCACCUGGGCAUACAUUCGCUACUCUGGGGAGUACCGCGAGCUGGGCGCUGUCAUCGACCACGUGGCCGGAGCACUCUGGGACCAGGGAAGCACCAAUGAGGCUCUCCACAAGCUGUACAACGCUGCGGCCAGCCACAGGCAGCUGUACCAGCAUGCCUUCCCCGGGCAGCAGGGCGACGAAGGCCCUGAGGAGCCCAACAGGAAGAGGAACUGAGGUGCACACUGGGAGGACCAGAGCACAGCAUGGACUUCUCGGUCGAGUGGU